This is a messenger RNA of Musca domestica (house fly), 2852 nucleotides long. RefSeq names its product carcinine transporter. Gene Ontology annotation, biological process: transmembrane transport. NCBI's taxonomy places the organism in Eukaryota, Metazoa, Arthropoda, Insecta, Diptera, Muscidae. Gene Ontology annotation, cellular component: membrane. The record is from RefSeq and is a predicted model, not a curated record. Bases 735 to 2507 code for a protein of 590 amino acids. Gene Ontology annotation, molecular function: transmembrane transporter activity. The transcript has 11 exons.
CUGCCUGAGAUUGGCAUUCUUCUUUAUAUCUAUGACAGUUUAGAGAACUAUGGAUCAACUGGCUUGCAUUAUUUUAAAUUACUAAAUUACUUUUGUUUAUUAUUUUCAAUUUCAGUUUUUGUUGUUGGUUUAGCUUUUGUUCUUGCGUCCAGAAUUAUCACUAAGACAAGCCGCUUUUCUAGCCGGUAUUGCGGGCGAUGACAAUCAUUAUCAGUGUUUUUGUCCACAUGGUUUUACCCCCAUCCCUCCUUCGUGGUGGUCGCUUGUAGAUUAGCUGAGUCGAGGCUUUUCACUUUUACUCGGUAGUGUAUCACCUUAAACGAAACUAGUUGGAACGGGAAUUUUGAAUGCGGUAGUAAGAAUAUGUGAGAGAAGGAAAAAUAUUACAACAUUUUUCAAUCUUUUUUGGAAAAGAAAUAUAUCCUCGUGGAAGUGUUAAAAUAAGUUCCGUUUUCGAAAAUAGCAAGAAGAAAAUUUGAACAAUCAUGUUCCCAACGCAAAUUCUGAUGACAUACUAAUAAAAUAUUUCGAAAAAAGUGUUAAAUUUUGGCAAAUUCGUUGCCUAGCUUGCGUCGUUUUAUUGCUAAUUGUUGCCGACGUCUUUUCACCUACCUUCAAUCGCUAUCUUAAUAAUAAUAUUGCGACGACGAUAAGUUUUAUGUUUUUUUAUCGCAUUUCAACAGUUUAUGAUUUAAUUCGGAGUUUCUGCUGAGCGGAGUGUCAGAUCGUUAAAAAUGGAAAAAUCAGAAAUGGCCAAUGAGAAACGUAAUGGUUCCAUUGCGGAUCCAGACAAAAAAUCAAAUGCCGAAGAAAGCGACGAAGUUGAGGAGGAUCCUUUCCAAGCCAUUAUGGAGAAGGCUGGCAAUCAUGGUCGAUUUCAAUUGAUGUAUAAUAUCCUGUUUGUGAUGGGCCUGUCAAUGGCCGGUGCCAUGUGUUAUAUGAAUAUUAUUUUAGCCUUAAAUAUACCCGAUCAUUGGUGUACAGUGCCGGGAAGAGAACAAACUAAUUUUACAUUGGAUGAAUGGCGACGAAUAACACUGCCCAAGUCAAAGGACAAUCGUGGUGCAGAGAAGUAUAGCAGCUGUCAAAUGUUUGAUGUGAAUUUCACCGAAAUUGAUGACUGGCAGAAUUGGAAUUCAACAUCAGCAAAUGUAACAGCCUGCCAGAAUGGUUGGACUUAUGAUCAGAAAUGGUAUCAGGACACCAUACCCAGCCAGGAGAAUUGGGUUUGUGCGCACGAUUUAUUUGUGACAAAUGUUUUCGUUGUUGGUCGAGUGACAGAAGUUGCGGGUUCAUUUCUGCUCGGACAAAUGGGUGAUAUUUUUGGACGCCGUGUGGUCUACUACAUCAGUGUGGUGUUUUGUUCAAUUGGCCGAUUGUCUUCGAUUUUGACCACGGCCCAUUAUACCUGGUUCCUAGUAUUUUCCGGCUUAGCAGCUCUGACUAUCAACAGUUUGUUUCAAUCACCUCAAAUUAUCGGCAUGGAAAUAUCAAGAGAACAAGAUCGAAGUUUAAUCGCCAUAUAUCAGAGUUUUGGUUGGUCAAUUGGAACAACAUUAAUGCCAUUGCUUUUCUGGUGGUUACGCAAAUGGGAACCCUUCAUGUGGAUAACAACGGUACCAACAGCCUUAGUAUUGAUUUUCUCCAAAUAUGUCAUUGAAUCGCCACGCUGGUUGAUUAGCAAGAAACGCUUUGGUGAUGCGAUUAGGCAAUUUAAGAAAAUUGCCCGAAUCAAUGGACGUCAAUUUGACAUGAGCGAAAAAGAGUUGAUCACCAUCUAUACGAGCACAAAACAAGAAGUUACCUACGGCAUAGCGUCAUUGUUCUCGGGUUGGCGUCUGGCCAAGAACACUUGCAUCAUGGGCUUCAGCUGGUGUGUGGUAGCUGUGUCAUAUUUCACCCUGGUACUCUUCAGCUCGAGAAUGAAUGGUAAUCCCUUCUUGAAUUUCCUUAUGCAAAGUAUUGUGGAAAUUCCCGCCUACAUUUUGGGCAAAUAUUUGGGCGAUAAAUUUGGGCGACGCUUUACCAACAGCUCCUCGUUCUUUGUUUCAUUUUUGGCUUGCAUACCACUGAUAUUGUUGGCCACAGAUGAAAAAUACGAAUUUGUAAUUAUGGGUUUGGCAGCAUUUAUCAAAUUCUUAAACGCGGUUACCUUCUUCACCGCCAGCUUGCAGGGCAUGGAAAUUUAUCCCACAUGUAUGCGUCAAACGGGCAUUGCCCUUGGCACCAUCCUGGCGAACGCUGUUGGCGUUGUUGCACCAUAUCUGGUGUACUUGGGCACCACAGUUGACAUUCGCAGUCCGUACUAUAUUUUGGGUGCGCUGUUCCUGAUUGGCGCCAUUGCAGCCUUGUUUUUGCCCGAAACGUUGCAUAAAAAGCUACCCGACACUAUGGAGGAGGCCCGUAAUUUUGGCAUACAUGAUAAAUUCUUCAGCCUGCCCAAGGCCCCACCCGCCACUGCAGAUGCGACAACGGAAAAACUAAAUCAAACCAAAUUUGCCCCCUGAAAAGUGUCGGAACGCCCACUUAGACGACACUUUGUGAUUUUUGUUACUAGCCUAAUUAGACAGCAGUCAGUAUUUGUAUUUUUGCUAUGUUUGCUGGCGCCCAAAGGAUUGAUAUUCGUUUCCUGUCGACGCCACUUCUUCGUUUGUCCAUUGCAUCUGUGACAAUGUGAUCGAUGUACUUUAAGAUGUUCCCCCUACUUUAUUUAAGUGCAAUUACUAGUUGAUUUUUUUUUUGUUGUUUUAUUGUUUUUAGGAUUUUGUGAAUCUUUGUAAAUAAUAAUGCUUUCGUAUGUAAGAGUGUAUGCUUUGUAUAUAGGCAAAUAAAUUGUAUAUUUAUAUCAAUAA